AUGGCCACUACCCCAGUCCUGGACCAGGAGGCAGAGCACAGCAUGGACGUCAUCCUGGUGGGCUCCAGUGAGCUGUCAUCCCCACCAUCACCUGGGCCCCGCAGAGAUCUUAUUGCAUAUGAAGUCAAGGUUAACCAGCGAGACAUAGAAGACAUGUGUAUCUGCUGUGGAAGUUUCCAGGUGCACACGCAGCACCCUCUGUUUGAGGGCGGGAUGUGUGCUCCGUGCAAGGACAAGUUCCUGGAGUGCCUCUUCUUGUACGACGAGGACGGGUACCAAUCCUACUGCUCCAUCUGCUGUGCGGGAGAAACGCUGCUCAUCUGCGAAAACCCCGACUGCACCCGAUGCUACUGUUUCGAGUGCGUCGACACCCUGGUGGGCCCCGGGACCUCGGGGAAAGUUCACGCCAUGAGUAACUGGGUCUGCUUCCUGUGCCUGCCCUUCCCCCGCAGUGGACUGCUGCACAGGAGGAGGAAGUGGCGGGGGUGGCUGAAGGCCUUCUACGACCGGGAGGCGGAGAGCCCCCUUGAGAUGUACAAAACGGUGCCCGUGUGGAAGAGAGAGCCUGUCCGGGUGCUGUCCCUUUUUGGGGACAUCAAAAAAGAGCUGAUGAGCUUGGGCUUUUUGGAAAAUGGCUCUGAGCCAGGAAGACUGAAACAUUUGGAUGAUGUCACCAACGUAGUGAGGAGGCAUGUGGAAGAAUGGGGCCCCUUCGACCUCGCCUACGGCGCUACGCCCGCCCUGGGCCACGCCUGCGUCCAUCCCCCGGUGUGGUACCUGUACCAGUUCCACCGCAUCCUGCAGUACGCGAGGCCCCGGCAAGGCAGCCCCCAGCCCUUCUUCUGGAUGUUCGUGGACAACCUGGUGCUGACCGAGGAUGACCAUGUCGUGGCCACUCGCUUCCUGGAGACAGACCCGGUGACCAUCCAGGACGUCCGCGGCAGGACCGCGCAGCGCGCCGUGCACGUGUGGAGCAACAUCCCCGCUGUGAAGAGCAGGCGUUCGGCUCUGGUCUCCCGGGAGGAAUUACCCCUGCCGACUCAGGACAGGCAGAGAGCAAAGCCCCCCGCCCAGGGCCCAGCCGCCCUGGUGAAGAACUGUUUUCUCCCCCUGAGAGAAUAUUUCAAGUAUUUUUCAACAGAACUCACUUCCUCUUUAUAA
Molecule: messenger RNA, 1161 nt
Organism: Hippopotamus amphibius kiboko
Lineage: Eukaryota; Metazoa; Chordata; Mammalia; Artiodactyla; Hippopotamidae
Gene: DNMT3L
Product: DNA methyltransferase 3 like
Exons: 11
Coding region: 1-1161 (386 amino acids)
Biological process (GO): negative regulation of transcription by RNA polymerase II
Cellular component (GO): nucleus
Molecular function (GO): DNA (cytosine-5-)-methyltransferase activity, acting on CpG substrates; enzyme activator activity; DNA binding
Source: RefSeq, a predicted model, not a curated record